Molecule: messenger RNA, 822 nt
Organism: Penaeus indicus
Lineage: Eukaryota; Metazoa; Arthropoda; Malacostraca; Decapoda; Penaeidae
Product: solute carrier family 22 member 3-like
Exons: 7
Coding region: 1-822 (273 amino acids)
Biological process (GO): transmembrane transport
Molecular function (GO): transmembrane transporter activity
Source: RefSeq, a predicted model, not a curated record
AUGCGUGAGCAUCGCCAGGUAAUUUCCCCAGUAACGGUGAUCGUGUUAGCGGAUGCAUUGCGGAAGAAAAAUAGUCCAAUCAGCCCAGUGCUAGACAUGGCACAACAAACCGCCAGCUUCAGAAAAGCUACUGGGUUUGAUUUUCCAAGAGCUGAGGGACGUUUCGAGUUCCUGUCCAGCCCUCCGGAUGGACUGUCUCUGGCUUCGAACAAGUGCCUGCUCCAUGACUACCGUGUUUUCAUCAGUGGUGAUAGUGGCAGGCCUCCCUCCGCAUGUACCCCAUCAUUUCCUCCUUGCCCGCUGACGAUCUCCGGCCAUCCAUCUGUUUCGCAGUGGGGCCUCGUGUGUGAGCGAGUUUGGAUCAAGCGCUGGGUCUCCACGUCAUACCUCUUCGGCCUCGUGAUUGGUGGGCUUCUGUUUGGCUUCCUCGCUGAUAGAUUUGGCCGAAGAAAUCUCCUGGUGGUGAGCAUAGCGACGGUAGGCUGCCUUGGCGUGGCACUGCACUUCGUCAGGAGACUUAUCGUUUUCCUCAGUCUACGCUUCAUUCAGUCCAUCUUCAUCCAGUACAUGUUCCUCCCCGCGCAGGGCGUGUUCGUGACGAGCUGGGCGCUGGUGGGCGAGCUGUUCCCGCCGAAGUGGCGGUGCCGGGCGCUGGUGGCGGCGGCCAUGGCGCGUCCGCUCGGCGUGGCUAUGGGCGCACUGACGGCGCUCUUUGUGCAGCACUGGCGCGCCGUGCAGCUGGCUGUGUCGCUGCCGCUGCUCAUCUCCUUGAUGUACUGCUGCCAAUCAGGGUGCGAUAUUUUCCAGAUAUAUUUCACAUAG